Eufriesea mexicana is the source of this 624-nucleotide messenger RNA. RefSeq lists its product as uncharacterized. Bases 1 to 624 code for a protein of 207 amino acids. NCBI's taxonomy places the organism in Eukaryota, Metazoa, Arthropoda, Insecta, Hymenoptera, Apidae. The record is from RefSeq and is a predicted model, not a curated record. The transcript is spliced from 5 exons.
AUGGCGACCGAUAAACUAUGGUAUCCUAGACUAGGGCACCCUAGAUUAUGGCACUUUAGAUUAUGGUACCCUAGAUUAUGGUACCCUAGAUUAUGGUACCCUAGAUUAUGUAUCCUAGACUAUGGCACCCUAGAUUAUGGUACCCUAGAUUAUGGUAUCCUAGAUUAUGGUAUCCUAGACUAUGGUAUCCUAGGCUAUGGUAUCCUAGAUUAUCGUACGCUAAAUUAUGGUACCCUAAACUAUGAUAUCCUAGCCUAUGGUAUCCUAGGCUAUGACUAUAGUAUCCUAGACUAUGCCACCCUAGAUUAUGGUACCCUAGAUUAUGGUAUCCUAGACUAUGGUAUCCUAGGCUAUGGUAUCCUAGGCUAUGGUAUCCUAGAUUAUCGUACGCUAAAUUAUGGUACCCUAAACUAUGAUAUCCUAGUCCAUGGUAUCCUAGGCUAUGGUAUCCUUGGCUAUGGUAUCCUAGAACUAUGGUAUCCUAGACUAUGCUCUGAAGAAGUCGUUGCGUUGCAAAUGAGAGCUGAGAUCAAGUUCAAUCCCUUUGGAUGCAUCUGUGAUUCUUGGGGUAACUUGAUGUUGCGAGAUGAGGAGACUCAGGGAGUUGGAUUCCCGGUAGACUGA